Messenger RNA from Symbiodinium pilosum, 303 nucleotides. Lineage: Eukaryota; Dinophyceae; Suessiales; Symbiodiniaceae. The record is from the annotation of a GenBank genome assembly.
GCCAAGCUGUUGUGCCGCAUCUCCAUGCACAUUGGUGCGGAUUGCGGCCUGGUGCUGUUUUUUGGUGGUGCAGGCUGUACAGGUGCUUUGCCCGAGGAAGGCCUCCCUGAAGAUGGCCUGGCAGAGGAGGGCCUGGUGGAUGCAGGCCUGGCUGUUGCCCUGGCCGACUGGGGCCGGCCAGAAGCAGGUCGAGCAGAGGAAGGCCUAGAUGCAGGUCUUGCAGAACAGGGCCGCUGCCGCCCAGAUGCCGGCCGCCCAGCUGAAUUUGGCCGCCCGGCCGAAUUUGGGCGCGACUGUGCAUAG